CGCCAGAACUGCUGUGGCAUUAGUUUCUGCUAACAGGUUAUGGGCCCAGAGUAUUUGUUUUACUCGCCGAAAGAAACAUCGCAACGUACCGCGUGUCCGGUGAGAGUUUGUGUGAUAUACUAGAACCAUGAGUAGACGGGUCGCCGAGUCAAGUAGUCGAUGGUCUCGGCUAAUUUUUGAUGGAGAUGAAAAGAACUAUGAGCUGUGGGAGACAACAUUUUUCAGCCAUCUUCGGUUGCAAGGUCUAAAAGAUACAAUUUUAAAAGAGCCCGCAGCCGACGAAGACGAUGCCGAGGAGAAAAAUGCGGAGGCAUAUGCAGAAUUAAUCCAGUUCCUCGAUGAUAAGAGUUUAUCGCUGGUGAUGCGUGAAGCAGCGGACGACUGACGAAAAACGUUAAAGAUUCUGAGAGACUAUUAUGCAGAGAGAAAGACAAAUCUGCCAUUUACUGCAACGUUUAAAUGGAUGUGAAAGAGGAGACAUGUGAGGCCGACAUGAACAUCAAGGAGGAGUGGACCAUAAAUGUUAAGGAGGAGGACUGUGAGUGGGAGACUGUCCACCCCAAACAAGAGAGUCUGGACAUCAAGGAAGAGGACAGUGAACUGGGGUCAGUAAAUAUUAAAGAGGAGGAUGAAGAGGAGUGUAUCAGCACUGAGAUGCACAACUAUAGGAGUAUGGAGAUUGUUAAGGAAGAUGAAUUUCAUUCUAGACAUCAAGAUGGAGCAGUGACCGGGUUAGUCUCUUCUCAUAGCAGACACUCUUCUUCUCCAGAGUCUUCUAUCAAUGUAAAAUAUGAAUCAUUACAGUCUGACAGAAAGACGAGUGAAGAUGUUUCAUCUCCUAGAACACAGGAAGGUCAGUUACCACCUAAGUCGUCAUCUGAAACAAGAAUCAAACUUCACUACUGUUCUGAAUGUGGCAAACAGUUUUUACAGAGACAGAAUCUUCAGCGCCACCAAAGAAUUCACUCGGGAGAGAAGCCAUAUUGCUGUUCUGAAUGUGGGAAACAAUUUUCGCACCGUAAUACUCUCCUGAUACACAUGAAAAUUCACUCAGGAGAGAAGCCAUAUUGCUGCUAUGAAUGUGGCAAAAAGUUUUCAUGGAAAAGCUAUCUUCAGAGCCACCAAAGAAUUCACACAGGGGAGAAGCCGUAUGAGUGUUCUGAAUGUGGCAAAAUGUUUUCACAGAGAAAGUAUCUUCACAGCCACCAAAGAAUUCACACAGGAGAGAAGCCAGUUUGCUGCCCUGAAUGCGGAAAACAAUUUUCUGGCAGUAGUUCUCUUCAGAAACACAUUAAAACUCACAAAGGAGAGACGCCAUAUUGCUGUUCUGAAUGUGGCCAAAAUUUUUCACGGAGAAGCUAUCUUCAGAGCCACCAAAGAAUUCACACAGGGGAGAAGCCAUAUUGCUGUUCUGAAUGUGGAAAACAAUUCUCUUGCCAUCGUUAUCUCAAGAGACAUAUUACAACUCACACAGGAAAGAAGCCGUAUUGCUGUUCUGAUUGUGGCAAACAGUUUUCACGGAAAAGCCAUCUUCAGUGCCACCAAAUUAUUCACACAGGAGAGAAGCCCUAUUGCUGCCUUGAAUGUGGUAAACAAUUCUCUCUCAGUAGUUAUCUUCAAAGACACAUUAGAACUCACACAAGAUAGAAGCGGUAUUUCUAUUUUGAAUGUUGCAUAAAGUUUUACAAAGAAGCUGUCUUCAGAGACAUCAAAGAAUUCACAUAAGAGAGAAAAAAAUAUAUAAAACACAGUUCAAUAUCCUAAGCAGCAGUAGAAGAAAGAAUUCCAAAGGUUUAAUGAAAACAAAAAAGAACUAAUUGGGGAAACUACAAAUAAAGUCGUAAAUACACUGCCCAUCUCCAGCAGCUUCAUGUGGACACAGAACUUAACCAUGCAUGGCUUAUGAGCGGCCAACUAAGACCAAAAGGUGAACAGCUAAUCAUACCUGCACAAAACAGUGGCUUGGACACAAGGUGGUUCAGAUCAGAAAUAGAAAAAAAUUGCAAAAAAUAAUCCAUAAUUUUUGCUUCUACUAAAGAGAACUGUAAACAGUCACACAUCUCAUUGCUGGGUGUGAGGUACUGAUUGCUGAAGGAUUAUACUGCACAACACAACAAAAUGGCCAAAUUUAACACUUGAUUAAAUAAAACUGAACUGGAGAGG
Polypterus senegalus (gray bichir) is the source of this 2163-nucleotide messenger RNA. RefSeq names its product zinc finger protein 501-like. Gene Ontology annotation, molecular function: DNA-binding transcription repressor activity, RNA polymerase II-specific. The transcript has 3 exons. The record is from RefSeq and is a predicted model, not a curated record. The coding region runs from base 460 to 1647 and encodes 395 amino acids. NCBI's taxonomy places the organism in Eukaryota, Metazoa, Chordata, Cladistia, Polypteriformes, Polypteridae. Gene Ontology annotation, biological process: negative regulation of transcription by RNA polymerase II.